Molecule: messenger RNA, 653 nt
Organism: Tricharina praecox
Lineage: Eukaryota; Fungi; Ascomycota; Pezizomycetes; Pezizales; Pyronemataceae
Product: CAP domain-containing protein
Exons: 2
Cellular component (GO): extracellular region
Source: RefSeq, a predicted model, not a curated record
CUUUCUCAGCUCAGUAUAUGAUCCAUCUGCUCCAUACACAGCUUCCUGGACCAUCCUUCACAAGCUAAUUCCAUACACAGAGUAUAGACCCAGCUGUCAACAUGACCAUUUUGAACCGGGAAAACAUGAGGUCUCAACCAGCAGCCCUGCUGCUGUUCCUCCUCCUCCUGUCGGGCUUUGUGUACUCCAUCGCCGACCCCUCCAUCACCACCUCCACCGACCCAUCCUUCAUCCGCGAGUGCCUAACCGUGCACAACCAAAUCCGCGCCGUGCACUCCGCAGCACCCGUAUCCUGGGACGCCCAUCUCGCGUCCGUAGCGCAGGAGUACAGCUCGACAUGUCCUCAGCCGCACUCAUCUCCGCCCGGAAUGGGCGAGAACAUCGGGUGGGGCCUGUCUGCCACAGAUGCGCUCAAUCGGAUGUACGACGAGCGGCGGCUCUACGACUGGAGCAACCCGCAGUGGGCCAAGGAGACGGGCCGCUUCUCCGCCAUCGUCUGGAGAAACACUUCCCGUGUCGGAUGCGCGCUGACACACUGCACGGCCGUAUGGGCUGCCCGGGGAUUUAGCGCGGAGCUCCCGUACGAGCUUGUUUGCGAGUACUCUCCGAAGGGCAACAUCCAGGGCAGGUUCCCCGAGAACGUUGUUCCCGAA